Coregonus clupeaformis (lake whitefish) is the source of this 5282-nucleotide messenger RNA. Its product is annotated as terminal uridylyltransferase 7. Gene Ontology annotation, molecular function: RNA uridylyltransferase activity; nucleic acid binding; zinc ion binding. The record is from RefSeq and is a predicted model, not a curated record. The transcript has 29 exons. NCBI's taxonomy places the organism in Eukaryota, Metazoa, Chordata, Actinopteri, Salmoniformes, Salmonidae. The coding region runs from base 158 to 3955 and encodes 1265 amino acids.
CCAUUUUUGAAGACGUUUCUUUUAAUUGUUAGAGUGGCCGCUUGAGUACCUGGUAAAUAUAAUGGAUCAUCUGUGUUGUGCUAGCUAAACUUAACGAUAACGAAUAAACACAGUAGCAUGCUGGCCAUACAAAGACAACAGGCCUAGUAGAAACACCAUGGAAGAGUCAGGAGGCAGGCCACGCUACCCUAAGCAGGGAGGCCGGGAGAGGGGCGCGGUGGCAAACGAGGCAGAGGCCUGGAGGAACCAGGACGCUGGGAGGGGAUACAGCCCCAAGCCGGAGAGGCGUGGCCAGGGGAAGAGGGGACGCCCCAAGAAGGGAGUGAUGGGACCCCUCAGCAGCUCCCCUGGAGGGGGGGUGUUCAAGGGGGGCCAAAGCCCCUCUCAGAGGGAGGGUUUCCAGAGACCCAGGUACCCGGAGAGCCAGCAGGUGGAGGGCCUGGUCGAGGGCAGGGAGGAGAACUGGAGAGAGCGCCCCUCACAGCGCUGGAGGAGAACGUCUCAGGGAGAGGACCCAGGGGAGGACAGGGAGCAGGGACGGAGAGACAACACUGACAACACACCUCACAGCUCAGGGGGGAGGAACUGUAGGUACCGUGACCGGAGGCGGGGUCUAGGUGAGGAGGACCGUGGGCCGGUGGUGGAUGAGUCAUCUCUGUCAGCCAAAGAGCUGCUGGGACUGAAACAGGCAGAGGAGAAGAUCGGCAGAGAGGAGAUCUUUCGUCUGAAGAAGAGGUCCCGCAGUAAACCCAGUGCUGUCUACACCUGCUCUCUGUGUGAGGUACUUCUGGACUCUGUCUCUGAAGCUCACAGACACGUCAAAGACAAGUGGCACAAGAGGAGAGCGAAGGAGCGUCGUGAGGAGGCGGUGCUGACGGAUCUCGCGCCCCCUGGGGUGGAGCAGGUGGUGGCGGUGAGCGUGGCGUUGGAAGGCGUGGUCAGAGAGAGGGGGAUGAGUGACCAGGAUGUAGAGAACAGACGACAGAUUGUCUCCAACAUGCAGGAAGUCCUGAUGUCCGUCCUGCCUGAGGUGAAACUCCGGCUCUAUGGGUCGUCCUGCACCAAGUUUGGUUUUAAGGAUUCUGACGUCAACAUUGAUAUCCAGUUCCCCCCUCAUAUGCAUCAACCAGAGGUUCUGUUGCUGGUUCAGGAGAGUCUGUCUGUCAGUAUUCUCUAUGGUAACCUGGAGGCAGACUUCCAUGCCAGGGUACCUGUGGUCAUCUGUAAAGACGAGGGCAGCGGUCUGGUGUGUAAGGUGAGCGCAGGAAAUGACAACGCCUGCUUGACCACCUCCUUCCUGUCUGAGCUGGCCAAUCGGGAGCCUCUCCUGCUGCCGCUGGUCCUGGGCUUCAGACACUGGGCCCGGAUCUGUCAUGUGGACCGAGCGGAGGAGGGAGGUCUGCCCCCGUACGUCCUGGCUCUCAUGGUCAUCUACUUCCUCCAGCAGAGGAAACAGUCCAUCCUGCCUGCCUACCUGGGACACGAGAUAAAGGAGUUCUCCAUUAGCCGGCUGUAUGACUUCAGUCUGACCUACGUUGAGGAUGGCUUUGUCCACUGGGGUUACUACCCCGUCUCUAAGGACUCCUCCUCAUCCUCAACCCCAGAAACCAUCUACAGGGAGGGCAAGGCUCCUCUGGUGUUCCAGAGACCUGUCUCUCCUCCAGCGGUGGGUCUUCUGUGGGUGGAGAUGCUGCGUUUUUAUUCGCUGGAGUUCAACAUGGCGGAGUGUGUCAUCAGCGUGCGUACCAGCCUCGUCCUAUCACGGGAGGCCAAGGACUGGCCCAAGAAACGCAUUGCCGUGGAGGAUCCGUUUGCUGUGAAGAGGAACGUGGCUCGUACGUUGAACAGCCAACAGAUGUACGAGUACAUCCUCCACAGCCUCAAAUCUACCUACAAGUACUUCGCCCUGCCCCUCAGGCUCCCCUCAGCCAACCACACGACAGCAGAGCCGCGAGGAGCCAAUCACAAGCCAGGGCCUGGACAUAAGGCUCCGAGUGACGUUGGCCUUGUUCAAUCAGGGUUGAGUGGUCUCCUCCUGGAGUCCCAGGCAACCACUAAGCAGAAAGGAGAGGCAGAUGUGCAGGAUUCUGACUGUAUGGAGGAAGAGGAGGAGAGCCCUCCAGAGUCCGACCAAGAGAAAGAAGAGGAAGACUUGGGGAAGAACAGCCUGUCUGAAGAGGAGGAGGAGGAUGGAGUAUAUCCCAGACAUCACCUAGACAGUGUGACCACAGAGGACGAAGAGCUGUUCCCAUUGGACGAGGUCUCAGGAGAGGAGCAACUCUCCGAUGAGGAGGGGCCAGACCUAGACACUCCCGGCUCAUUGGAUGAGGAGGAUGAGGUAGCCCCACCCACAGUACCAGAGGACCCGCCCAAGCAGGAAGCACCAGACAACAGGACCGAGGGGGCCAGUGUUCUCUGCUAUGGGUUCACCAGACAGGCGUUCACCCGCGGCAGGUCCCACACAGUGGUGUGCGGUGUGUGUAAGCGGGACGGCCAUCUAAAGAAGGACUGCCCUGAGGACUUCCAGAGGGUACAGCUAGCCCCUCUCCCUCCCAUGACGCCCGCCUUCCUCAAAACACUCAACACCGUCUGCCAACAGUGCUACCGAGACUUUGCUCUAGAUGAGGUGGAGGUGGGAGUGAGAGAACACAUCCUACUGGACCUGGAGAGCUUCGUCAAACGCCAGUUCACUGGUGCCAGGCUGAGACUGUUUGGUUCAUCUAAAAAUGGCUUUGGCUUCAAGCAGAGUGACCUGGACAUCUGUAUGGUGCUGGACGGAGAGGACACCGCUGAAGGUCUGGACUGUAUCAGCAUCAUAGAGUCUCUGGCCAGACUGCUGAGGAAACACCCAGGUCUAAGGAACAUCCUCCCCAUCACUACAGCUAAAGUCCCCAUCGUCAAGUUCUACCACGUCAGAACGGGCCUGGAGGGAGACAUAUCCCUCUACAACACGCUGGCCCUGUACAACACACGUCUGUUGGCGUCCUACGCUGCCGUCGACCCCCGAGUCAAGAUACUGUGCUACGUCAUGAAGGUCUUGGCCAAGAUGUGUGAUAUAGGUGAUGCGUCCCGAGGCAGUCUGUCAUCCUACGGCUACACCCUGAUGGUGCUAUUCUACCUCCAACAGAGGAACCCACCCGUUAUACCUGUGCUGCAGGAGAUUUAUGACGGGGAAGCGAAGCCAGAGGUUUUGGUGGAUGGAUGGAACGUCUACUUCUACGAUGAUCUGGAUAACCUACCUGAGCGCUGGCAGCAGAGGAACAUGGAGUGUGUAGGGUCUCUGUGGCUGGGCCUGCUGCAGUUCUACACUGAGACCUUUGACUUCAGAGAACACGUCAUCUCCAUCAGACAGAGAGCAGCUCUUACCACCUUCAACAAGCAGUGGACCUCCAAGUACAUCGUCAUCGAAGAUCCUUUUGACCUGAACCAUAACCUGGGAGCUGGCCUGUCCAGGAGAAUGACCAACUUCAUCAUGAAGGCAUUCAUUAAUGGUAGGAGAGUGUUUGGAACGCCAGUCAAGACCUACCCUCCUGAGUACACUAGUCAGAUGGAGUUCUUCUUUGACCCGGAGGUGUUGACAGAAGGACAGCUGGCUCCUAACGACCGCUGCUGCAGGAUAUGUGGCAAGAUCGGACACUUCAUGAAAGACUGUCCCAUGCGCAGGAAGUCUAGGCAGUGUCGUGAGCAGGAGGGAAGGAGGGACUGGGCGGCGUCUGAGGGGGGAAGGGAACGUCGUCAGGGCGACCGCUGGAGGCGACAGGAAGAGAAGCGAUGCUGCUUCCUGUGUGGGAGCAACGCCCACAUCAAGAAGGACUGCCCCCAGUACAGAGGUCCGGCAGGUGCCAAAGCAGAAAACUCCUCUCCCUCUACGAGCCACAUGAGGAAUUUAAGAGAGAGAGAAAGACGGGGCUCCCCUCAACAGGAGAAAAAGAAGCAACAACAAAAUGUGAUUUGAGUCCACAAGCAGGCAGUCUAGCCAGCAGGCACAUGGGUCGGUCUGAUCCCAGGAGGAGCCCAGUGGACCGAAGACCAGAGAGCGAGGAGGAGAGAGACGGAGGAGGCAGCGCUCAACCUCUGGGUUCUACUCUACUCCCUCUGAGCUCUGGACAAAACCUCCAGUCCACCAGCCUGAAUCUAGAACACCCGAAACCUAGAACUUGGAACCGGAACACCCCAGCCUUCUGUUGGAACCUGGACCCUGGAACCUAGAACCCCAGGGCCUGAGCCCCAGACAGAGGAUGUCUCCCAAAUGGCACCCUAUUCCCUAUAUAGUGCACUACAUUUGACCAGAGAAUGGCACCCUAUUCUCUAUAUAGUGCACUACAUUUGACCAGGGUCUAUAGUGCAGUCUAUAGGGAUUAGGGUGCCAUUUGGGCUGCAGAUAAACAGAGCGAGAGGGUAUUUUAUGUUUUAACCACCACUCCUAAUGUCUGAGGAGCUUUUUAAAGUGUCAUAUUGUUUUAACUGAAAAUACAUGUUUUCUUCCUUCUCUCUGUUAGUUCACCCCCCCAACACCAGGGGGGGGUGUUUUAUUUAGUUUUAAUAAUGGUGAUUAUUUGUUUAAUUUUCUUGUGCACUGAUGUCCUCCCAAACACCCCUCUCCUCCAUUUUGGACAGUAGAUCCAGUUCGAACCGGGCUGUGUGUGUGUGUAUCUCUAUACACUCGUACGUGCGCAGAGGAUUUAAAUCUGGAUUUUAGAAUUGGCCCUGAAACAAAUGGGGACUAUUGAUUAAUAAUGGACAGCCCCUCCAUGCCAGAACAUCCAAAGAUGGUAGCUAGCUAGAGCUCCAUUCCACUCCGCUCCUUCCUGCCCCCUCUGAACACGCUGUGGGUUUGUAAUGAUGUCAUGGCAGUGACUCUGUAUUUGGGUUACCAGUACCUAAAUGGACCCUUAGCUUCCAACUCCCAUGUGUGUAGAUCUGAGAUGAUUGGACAGGUGUAGUAAUACAGUGAAACCUUAAGGUGGCGCUAGUUACCACCAGAUUUCUUAUACACACCAAAUCAAUUAUACUUAUCGAUCUACACUCUCGCAUGAUAUGGGAUCGGGCUGAGGGUUGAUUUGGGGUUCUGCGUACAUCAGUGCUGAAGGAUUUUGGGGUGGGGUGGGAAAACGGGAAAUAUGCUUUAGUUUGUAUGAUGCAUUUGGUGGCCAGUGCCUUUGAUUGGUGGGACAGGUAGCUGUAAUGUGAAGCCCUGCCCCCCUGCCCUGGGCUAAUGUUUGCUGCUAGUAUUCUGUCUGAGACCUGCUUAUCAAAUAAACGUUCAUUUAAUGUCCAGAUUA